CUGUUUUGAUUUUGCACAGGGCAACUGCCUCUGUUUCAUUCGAGGAAACCUUUAAAUGAAACUUGCUUAAAAUCUGAGCUCGCACACAGAAGAGAGACCGCAAUCAACGCUGAAGUGGAAGGGGAAGAUGCUGUCCUUGAACAACCUACAGAAUGUCAUCUACAACCCGAUAAUCCCCUAUGUUGGGACCAUCCCUGAGCAGUUGGAGCCUGGAACUUUGAUUGUGAUCCGUGGGCACGUUCCCGGGGACUCGGACAGGUUCCAGGUGGACCUACAGUGCGGCAGCAGCGUGAACCCCCGAGCGGACGUGGUCUUCCACUUCAACCCCCGUUUCAAAAGGACCAACUGCAUCGUGUGCAACACUCUGAAAAACGAGAAAUGGGGGCGGGAGGAGAUCACCUACGACAUGCCUUUCAGGAAGGAGAAGUCCUUCGAGAUCGUGAUGAUGGUGCUGAAAGACAAAUUCCAGGUGGCUGUCAAUGGAAAACACACGCUGCUCUACGCCCACAGGAUCAGCCCCAAGAAAAUCGACACCCUGGGCAUCUACGGCAAAGUGAGCAUCCACUCGGUGGGCUUCAGCUUCAGCUCGGAUUUAAGGAGCGCCCAAGCAUCCACUCUGGAAGUGGCAGUUCUAAAUGGAGAAGAUGCACCCAGUGCCGGCAUGUCACAGUUUCCUAGUAAUAGAGGAGACACUGAUAAAAUCGUACCCAGAACUGUCUGCACCAAGAGCAAAGGUUCGACUGCCCAUCACACUUUGACUUGCGCCAAAAUACUACCUAUCAACUGUUUGUCAAAGUUGACUAAAUUUUAUUUUUUUUGUCUUAAAAGCUUUAAUGUUGAUCUGAUAUCAGGAAAAUCAAAGGAUAUUGCUCUCCACUUGAACCCGCGCCUGAAUAGUAAAGCAUUUAUAAGGAAUUCUUUCCUUCAAGAGUCCUGGGGAGAAGAAGAGAGAAAUAUUACCUGUUUCCCAUUUAGUCCUGGGAUGUACUUUGAGAUGAUAAUUUACUGUGAUGUUAAAGAGUUCAAGGUUGCGGUGAAUGGCGUCCACAGCCUGGAGUACAAGCACAGGUUUAAAGAGCUCCCCAGCAUCGACACCCUGGAGGUUGACGGAGACAUCCAGCUGCUGGAAGUAAGGAGCUGGUAGCUGGCACGACCACCACAAAAACUGAAAUACAGAAUGGCUUACGUGACACUGGCCUGGUUAAAAUGCAUCUCACGACCAUACUACCUGUGUGUAUAGUUAAGAUGAGCUUCCGCAGUAUUAGUCCUCCUGGUGUUCAGACCUGUCAUGCAGGAGGCUCCGUCUAGCGCAGGAGGAGGAAGUUGGAGGCAGCAGCAGCUUAUGCAUUAUUCAGGCCUCCUCCUCUCUCCCCACCCGCCUGUUUAUACCUCGCUUCACGAGUCACCAGGCACUGGUGAGGUGCCUGUUCUAUACAGCAGCAAACGUGCAUCGAGCACUGCCUUUGCCAGCACCGUGCUGGGAGCUGGGAUGGAUGUACAGUGGUGUCCAAAACCAUGUUCCUUAUGCUCUUCUGUCUGCCCUUGUGCCACUGCAGGUUAGAUACACUCACCAGGGCCUUGGAAUGACUCAGCUAUUAAAUCACCUAAGACAUUAAUUAUAGAAGACACUACUACAGCCCCAGGGACCACAUUCUUAAGGAGCCUUUUCUCAUCCCCACAGCUGAGGAGUUGAUAGCAACUUACACCUGGCAGUUCCCUUUAACAUAAUAAGCAUCUAACUGUAAGCACCACCAAAUCAUUAACACUAUGAACACGGCACAGAGAUUAAGGCAACAAAACGAAGCAAAAGCAACAAAAACAAAUGGUGUUGAAAUUCACUUGAUGUCAAUCACAAUACUUUUGUACCAGUAAGUGGUUACUGUAGAAUAUUUUUUUUAUGAAUGUAGGGUGAGUUAAAGGUCUGCACAUACCUGUACAGAGAGUUUAAAGUAGAAGUGAGAGGAAUUCAAUUUGCAAAUGUGUAUGGGUCACAAAGCAAAGUUAAGAAUUGAUUUAAUGUUUAUGAAACAGGCCCUACCAGAAAGUGAAAUAGACCAACGCAGAGAGGCAACAUAAACACCUGUUCGUUGUCUGCAUGCAAAGCGACACCACCUCUCUGCUUUUCCAGAUUAGUCCAUCACUAGGCUGAGAUCAAACAUUGUUCUAUCUGAGUGAUUAAAUCAAACCUGUAUCAGCAAGUUAAGUGUUGCAUUUCUGUAAUUUUUCCUAUGAUUCUUUGAAACGAGUUGGCAGAAUUCUUUGCAGAAUUCUUACAUGUCAGAUCUUGUUUCAGGAAAUUUAAGAGGCUUGGGAGUGGGGAGGUAAAAAGCUCCAUCAGCCAGAUCAUUUGUCAUAUUAAAUUGCUGAGCUGGAUUCUGCCAGGAUUUAGGAGUAUUUUCAUAACAGAUAUUCGUUAUUUUUUAAUACCAAUAUACUAAAAAGAAUACUAUUACCAAUAUAUAUAUAUAUUAAAGUACCCGCUCAGUGUAGAAACUUCUAGCAUUCUUUCCCACGUUUUCCUGUUAGUUUAUUAUGCCGAAUCUUGCCAAACUCAAAAAACAUUGAUGGGGGCGGGAGGGCAAGAAGACUCUAGAAUCCCAGGGUUAUUUUUUUUCUUCCUGAAAGAUUGCAUGACAGAUUUUCCUCUAAGUCCAAUAGUUCAUGUUACAUGGAGAUUGUAAAACAAAGGACUGAAUACGAAAUCUUAAGAUGUUUUUGAAGUGAAGCUAUUAGCAUUUAUGACUGAACCUUACUAAGACUUUCCUUGAAGAGAAUAUAUGUGUCUCUAAACCGCA
This is a messenger RNA of Myotis lucifugus (little brown bat), 2795 nucleotides long. Its product is annotated as galectin-8-like. The record is from RefSeq and is a predicted model, not a curated record. NCBI's taxonomy places the organism in Eukaryota, Metazoa, Chordata, Mammalia, Chiroptera, Vespertilionidae. The transcript has 9 exons. Bases 128 to 1144 code for a protein of 338 amino acids. Gene Ontology annotation, molecular function: carbohydrate binding.